GUAAACAUCAUUCGAUCUGUCCCUUGCAAUGGAGCAUUUGGUUCAACUCUUUCCUUCUCAAAGUCGAGCGGACCUACAGCACUACUUAGACCGCGCAGGCGGUAUUCUUGAGUUUGCAAUCGAUGCAAUAUUAAAUUCAACACCAUCUAUAACUGCAACAACAAGAGAUCAAUCCAGGUCAGAGACACCCGCGCCUAAAUACUCAGGAAGAGAUAUUGGGCUCGCCACAAAUGAACCUUUCAGAAAAGAUACACCCAGGCCUCCCUACUAUGCAGUGGACUAUGAUUUUCUCAAAGUAUAUUCUGAACCAAUCCAUGCUGGAACACGAUAUGUAUCCUCAAUUCAAACAAAUGAACAGACGCGAAGCACGAAGCGGCAGCGUCGAGAUUCAUAUGAAAUAGUCGAAAUAUCCGGAACUAAUUGUUCAAAAUGCCGCGUCGUACUCGACUUGACGCAAGACUCUUCAGACGAGGAAGAGAAAGAUGUUACUACCAAUAAAAAGAAAGAAAAUCAGCCACCAUCCGCAAAUGGACACCCAUUCCUCAUCGACUUCUCACAGCGUCCUAAUCAAAAUGAUAGUGUACAACUCCCGGCAGAGGCUUCAACAGCGAUAAUGUCCAACCACUUAUCUAAUUUUGAUGAGUUCCACCAAGAACAAAUACGAAUAAGGGAACAGAUAGCAAAAAGAGACACAGAGAUUGAGGCCCAAAAAGCCAUUCUUGUUUCAAAUUUCAUAACAAUCGCAAAGGAUAUGUUUGAAGACAUAUCUGAGGUAUACUUGAAGGACCUCUUGAGAGAAAUGCAACCUAAGAUCCCAAGCGAUAAUGAACUAGUGGAUGCAUGUAUAGAGAUAAUAUUCAAGCUCGAAGGCCGCUAUCCUAAGGAGAGAUUAAAAAGGAAACGUGGGUCUAAUGAUGAUGUGGACGACAAUGGCGAGGCUGUGUUCUCUGAAGACGAGGGGGACAGGUGGACAUCUAGUGGCGAUAGGGAUUCGAGUAUUGCUGGAUCAAGCUCGCAAUCACAAAAGCGAGAUUUCAUGAAUUGCGGCCCCAGGAUGAGCCCACUUUAUGAGACGCAGUGUACGGAACGGCUGUUACAGGACUUUCCCAUGGUUCAAGCGCUUUCGAUUAACGCAUGCCUGAAGGCAUUCAACCACCACUACGUACCAACAUUUGAGUACUUAAGUAGUGCUGUGAAAGAGAUGGAAGCAAAUGAAGGUGCAGAAAAAGCAACUUCAAAAAGAAAAGCAAAAGCAAAAGCAAAUAGGGAAGAUCUCAGUGUGAUUUUUAUGACUAAACGAAGGCGUGAAAAGGUGUUUAAUCCAAGGAAUAUGGAUCCGGAGCUUCGUAAAGAAAUCGACUUCGUGGACGCUAUAAUAGCCAAGCAGCGUGCAGAAAUGCAGGAACGCGAAGAAGAGGAGAAGAACUACAAAUAUUACCAGGAACGCAAAGAACUAAUCGAAUGUGGAUGUUGUUAUGACGACGUGCCUCCAAAUCGAGUGGCUCAAUGUGAAGAAGGACAUCUUUUUUGUUUGCAAUGUUCUCGUCGUGGUGCAGAAGUGGAGCUUGGAUAUCAACGUACUGUUUUAAAAUGCAUGACCUCCGGGUGUACAGCCGUGUUCUCCGACUCUGAAGCUAUCAAGUUCCUCUCGAAGCCUGUCUUUCAAGGCCUUUUACGAGCGCGGCAGCAGAAUGAGCUCAAAAUGGCUGGACUGGAUUCUCUUGUCGAGUGCCCAUUUUGUACAUAUGCAGCAGUAGUGGAAAAUGAUGAUGAUAAGGAGUUUCGAUGCCAAGCACCAAAGUGUCGCAAAGUAUCUUGUCGCCUUUGCAAAGCCCGAACACACGUUCCACUAUCGUGUGAAGAGUAUCGAAAGGAGCGAGAGAAAAACAACGUUUUGUCCGCGCAACACAAAGUUGAGGAGCAAAUGUCGCAGGCCCUCAUUCGAGAAUGUCCAAAGUGCAAAUCUAGAUUCUUUAAGACUGAAGGGUGUAAUAAGAUGACAUGCCCUCAAUGCCACACGAAAAUGUGCUAUGUCUGCAAGAUGCAAAUUAAGGACUAUAGUCACUUUGACCAAACGCCAGCUGGACAGCCGGCUCACAACAAGUCGCUGUGUCGCCUAUGGGAUAACACGGUUGAACGCAACGAGAACGAUGUCAAAGAAGCAGCACAAAAGACAUUACAGCAACUUGAGGCUGAUAGACCCGAGUUAGCGGCGCAGGUCAAAAUCCAAGUUCCCAAAUGAAACCGCCCUUGAAGGUUCUAAGCCUAGUAGCAUAACCAGAUCUCCAUCCAUGGAUCUUUUACAAAAGAAAUCAAGAUAUUGCGCUUCACUGACAUUUCUAUUAUAUGAUCGAUAAAUAACCACUGAAGAAGACCCAGCUUUUAGACUAAAAAAGGAAGUGAUCUUUGGAAUAUUCCCUUCACCCUCCCAUUUCCUCUCUUUCUUCCUAGUUCUGAAAAAAAGACUGGAUGUUGGAAUAUCCAGCGACAGUACAAAAAACCGAUCCAUUUUAUGCAUCAUAUGUCCUAUUAUCCUUGAAUUGUAUAAUUGCUUGCAAAU
Lobosporangium transversale is the source of this 2560-nucleotide messenger RNA. RefSeq lists its product as hypothetical. NCBI's taxonomy places the organism in Eukaryota, Fungi, Mortierellomycota, Mortierellomycetes, Mortierellales, Mortierellaceae. The record is from RefSeq and is a predicted model, not a curated record. The transcript has 9 exons. The coding region runs from base 29 to 2242 and encodes 737 amino acids. Gene Ontology annotation, molecular function: zinc ion binding.